AUGACAAAAGAUAAAAAACAUAGUACAAAUAAUACAAAUCAACAAGAUGAAGAUAUGGAUACAAGUACAGCAAAUAAAGGUGAAAAUGGAACAACAAAUGAAACAGAAAAUACAGGUCUAACUUAUGAAGAAAAAUUUAAAUAUAUGAAUGCUAUGGCAUCGCCUGUUGCACCUAAAAAAUUAGCAAAAAAAUUAUUUAAAUGUAUUAAACAAGCUGCUAAACAAAAAAAUUAUAUUCGAUUAGGUUUACGUGAAACGCAAAAAUAUAUUCGUCGUGGAGAAAAAGGUCUUGUUGUAUUUGCUGGUAAUGUAACACCAAUUGAUAUUUAUAGUCAUAUGCCUGUUGUUUGUGAAGAAGCAAAUAUUCCAUAUGUAUUUGUACCAUCAAAAGAAGAUUUAGGUAGUGUAAUUCGUGCCAAUCGAACAUGUUGUUUAUUGAUGAUCCGUUCCCAUCCUGAAUAUAAAGAAUUAUUCGAUGAAAUUAUUGAUAAAAUCAAUAAACUUGAACCAUCAUUUGCCAAAACUGAUUAA
Messenger RNA from Rotaria sordida, 531 nucleotides. NCBI's taxonomy places the organism in Eukaryota, Metazoa, Rotifera, Eurotatoria, Philodinida, Philodinidae. The record is from the annotation of a GenBank genome assembly.